This is a messenger RNA of Solanum lycopersicum (tomato), 864 nucleotides long. RefSeq lists its product as uncharacterized. The record is from RefSeq and is a predicted model, not a curated record. Gene Ontology annotation, molecular function: electron transfer activity. NCBI's taxonomy places the organism in Eukaryota, Viridiplantae, Streptophyta, Magnoliopsida, Solanales, Solanaceae.
UUGGGGGAAAACCAAGACCACUAACUUUCCUGUCUCACCAACCAAUUUCAUGAAAAUGACCAACUUAUUUUGGUCCAAAUAGUCUUCAUUUUGACCACAUAUGAGUUUGCUAUAUAUACUCCAUAUCAUUUGGGUGACUCAACAUCAUCCUCAUCAACUCAACUUCUUUUCUUCGCUAGCAAACUUAUCAAAAUGGCUUUUGCUAAUGGACAAGCAUUUCUCUUACUUGCAGUAUUGUUCUCAUCCAUGUUUUCCAUUGGACUAGCCAACCAUGACUUCAAUUGGGGUCCUAUAACAUGGAACAAAACCAAUUGCCCUUAUUCUCAUCCCCCAAAUGCCACUCAGACCUCCAAUAAAUUCAUCAUUGGAGGUUCGAAAAAUUGGCAUUAUGGCUUCAACUACAUGGAUUGGGCUCGAAACAAUGGUCCGUUCUUUGUUAAUGACACCUUAGUGUUCAAGUAUGAUCCACCAAAUGUAAAUGGUACUGGAUUUCCACACAGUGUUUAUUUAUUCUCAAAUUAUCGGAGUUUCAUCAAGUGUGAUUUCAGGAGAGCUAAAAGGAUAGCAGAUCCAAGUGAAGGUGCAGGGGAAGGAUUUGAGUUUGUGCUAAAGAAAAUGCAAACUUACUAUUUUGGUUGUGGAGAACACAAAGGAAUCCAUUGCAAGACUGGGAAUAUGAAGUUUGCUGUGAUGCCUCUCAAACAUUGGCGUUUCUAAAAUUGGGAGAUGCAUACUGAUUAGCUACACUUUUAUUUUUAUGAUUUUUGUGUUUUAUUACUUGAAUAAAAUUUAAGCUAAACAUGAAUUGAUUUUAAGUGUAUAAUUUUCAUUUCAAUAAAAAUAUAGUACUUGGGAGUUUUGGAA